UAAUGAAUAUACCCCAUGAAUCCCACAAUACCAGGCGAAGGAGUUUUUUUUUUCCGUGGCAGAGCUGGUUGUUUCAAACCUCAGUCAAAGCGAAAGCGAAGUCGCUAUGCGGGGAGAUGUAAGAUGGCAGAGCUGCAAAUGUUGUUAGAGGAAGAAAUUCCAGCCGGCAAAAGAGCUCUUGUAGAGAGUUACCAGAAUCUCACACAAGUAGCAGACUACUGUGAAAACAAUUAUGUUCAGGCCCAGGACAAGAGGAAAGCUCUGGAGGAGACCAAAGCCUACACCACCCAGUCCCUGGCCAGCGUGGCCUACCAGAUCAAUGCCUUAGCCAACAAUGUGCUGCAGCUGCUGGACAUCCAGGCCUCACAGAUGUGCCGAAUGGAGUCCUCAAUCAAUCACAUCUCUCAGACGGUGGACAUCCACAAAGAGAAGGUGGCCAGGCGAGAGAUCGGGAUCCUCACCACCAACAAGAACACAUCGAGGACCCACAAGAUCGUCGCCCCCGGCAACAUAGAGCGGCCGGUGAGGUACAUCAGGAAGCCCAUCGACUACAACGUGCUGGACGACGUUGGCCAUGGGGUCAAGCAGCAUGGAAACAAUCAGCCAAUCAGAGGAGGAGGGGGAGGAGGAACACUAUCGAGGACCAAUCCGCCGACACAGAAACCUCCUAGCCCGCCUCCCAUGACAGGUACCAUGUCAGGGCGUGGAACUCUGGGACGCAGCAUGCCCUGUAAAACUCUGGAGCCGGUGAAACCACCCACAGUGAAACCACCCACAGUGACACCACCCACAGUGCCAAACGACUAUAUGACCAGCCCUGCUCGACUAGGCAGCCAGCAGAGCCCCGGACGCACUGCAUCUCUCAACCAGAGACAAAGAACCCACAGUGGUAGUAGUGGGGGUAGUGGCAGCAGGGAGAACAGCGGGAGCAGCAGUAUUGGCAUUCCCAUGGCCGUGCCUACGCCCUCCAUUCCCAACUCUGGACCAGUCCCGACCAUGUCUGCUCCCCCCGGAGCCCCUCCCCCUCCUCCACCUCCUCCUCCUCUCCCUGGGCAGAGCCCCCCAGUGGCCCCAGUGGCUUCUGCAGCAAUAGCGGUGGCCCCCGGGCCUGGUCUUGGCCCCAUCCCCAUGUCCCAGUUCGGCACCAUCUCGCGGCAGAUCUCACGGCACAACUCUACCACCUCUUCAGUCUCCAUGGUUUCGGCCACGGGCACCUACCGCCGGGCGCCGUCCGUCACCUCCCAGUUCUCCCUGCAGCAGCAGCAGAUACAGCAGCCGUACAUUAACGGGGGAACCUCAACCUACCCCCAGAACUCAACUGCCCCUCCUCCCCCCAUGCCCCAGCUGACUCCACAGAUACCUCUGACAGGCUUUGUGGCCAGGGUGCAGGAGAACAUUGCGGACACCCCUACUCCGCCUCCCCCUCCUCCGCCCGAUGACCUGCCCAUGUUUGAUGAAGCUCCUCCCCCUCCUCCACCGCCACCAGUUGACUACGAGGAAGAGGAAGCGGCUGUAGUUCAGUACAGCGACUCGUAUGCCGAUGGAGACCCCCAGUGGGCGCCCAAGAGCUACAUGCAGAAAGUGGUGGCCAUCUACGACUACAUUGCGGAUAAAAACGACGAGCUGAGCUUCAUGGAGGGAGCCAUCAUCUACAUCAUUAAGAAGAACGAUGAUGGCUGGUUCGAGGGAAUCAGUAGCGGAGUCACGGGCCUGUUCCCCGGCAACUACGUAGAGUCCAUCAUGCACUAAGCUGACUGGAGGGACUCUACUGCACAGCUAUUGUGCUUCUACUACAGACGCCUGACCUUACGAAGGAUAGGGAAGUGCUUUUAGAUAUGACAGAAUGUUUGGUCUCUUACUAAUUGCAAAUAAAUCAAAAUACAAAAUA
Molecule: messenger RNA, 1888 nt
Organism: Oncorhynchus nerka (sockeye salmon)
Lineage: Eukaryota; Metazoa; Chordata; Actinopteri; Salmoniformes; Salmonidae
Product: abl interactor 1-like
Exons: 11
Coding region: 16-1749 (577 amino acids)
Biological process (GO): neuron migration
Cellular component (GO): SCAR complex; lamellipodium; actin-based cell projection
Molecular function (GO): signaling adaptor activity; SH3 domain binding
Source: RefSeq, a predicted model, not a curated record